Messenger RNA from Cuscuta campestris, 2280 nucleotides. The record is from the annotation of a GenBank genome assembly. Lineage: Eukaryota; Viridiplantae; Streptophyta; Magnoliopsida; Solanales; Convolvulaceae.
CCACCAAUUUCUUUUAAACCCUAAGUCUGGAGCUCCCCACGCCAAUCUUCCCGACGCCGCUCAUUCAAUCUUCUUCUCAACACUCUCUAAAAUGGUGAAGAAAAGCAAGAAGAGUAAGAGCAAGAGAACAUCGCUGAAGAACAAGUACAAGGUCAUACGGAAGGUGAAGGAGCACCACAGGAAGAAGGCUAAGGAAGCCAAGAAAGCGGGCCUCCAUCGUAAGUCCAAGGUUGAGAAGGACCCCGGCAUCCCCAAUGACUGGCCCUUCAAGGAACAGGAGCUCAAGGCUCUUGAGGAUCGUCGUAAUCGAGCUCUAGAGGAACUGGAACAGAAGAAAGCUGCCCGCAAAGAGAGGGCUAAGAAGAGAAAGCUGGGCCUCCUUGAGGACGAUGACUUGUCAAAACUUGCAGACAUGGCUUCUGCAAAAGAGCAGAAGUAUGUUAGUGAAAAUAUUGAGGAUAGUCGUAUAACUGUGGUUGGUAAAAAUCACGAUAACUCGGAUCGGGCUUUCUACAAGGAACUAGUCAAAGUUAUUGAAGCUUCUGACGUUAUUUUGGAAGUCCUUGAUGCUAGGGAUCCACUUGGUACCCGUUGCAUGGACAUGGAAAAUAUGGUUAUGAGAUCAGGACCUGACAAACGUCUUAUAUUGCUCCUUAAUAAAAUUGAUCUAGUCCCUAGGGAAGCUGUUGAAAAGUGGCUAAAGUAUCUCCGAGAGGAAUUCCCAGCAGUUGCUUUCAAAUGUAACACUCAAGAGCAGAAGUCAAACUUGAGCUGGAAAUCUUCAAAGGCUAAAAAAAAGACUGUCAAUCAAUUUCAGACAAGUGAUUGUCUUGGUGCAGAAACACUUCUAAGUCUGCUUAAAAAUUACUCAAGAAGCCACGAAAUAAAAAAAUCCAUCACAGUGGGGAUUAUUGGUUUACCCAAUGUCGGAAAAAGUAGUUUGAUUAAUAGCUUGAAGAGAUCGCAUGUCGUCAAUGUUGGCUCUACACCAGGGUUAACAAGAUCAAUGCAAGAAGUCCAUCUAGACAAGAAUGUCAAACUAUUAGACUGCCCUGGUGUUGUUAUGCUUAGAUCAAGCGAGAAUGAUGCAUCUAUUGCUCUUCGUAACUGCAAGAGAAUAGAGAAGUUAGAUGACCCAAUUGGUCCAGUCAAGGAGAUUCUCAAACGUUGUCCCGCUUCAUCGCUGGUAACGUUGUACAAGAUUCCUGACUUCGACACAGCAGAUGAUUUUCUUUGUCAGGUUGCCACCGUAAGGGGUAGACUUAAAAAAGGCGGCAUUGUUGACAUUGAUGCAGCAGCUCGGAUAGUUCUGCAUGACUGGAAUGUGGGUAAGAUUCCUUACUUUACAAUGCCCCCACAGCGGAAUGAUGUUGAGCAUUCAGAAGUGAGAAUUGUUUCAGAAUUUGGGAAAGAAUUCAACGUAGAUGAAGUUUAUGGCAAGGAAUCAUCGUUCAUUGGCAGCCUCAAGUCUGUUAAUGAGCUGAACCUAGUUGAGGUCCCAUCCAACUGCCCGGUUAACUUUGAUGAGAACAUGCUUGAGGACAAACCACAACCACCACCUCCCAGAACUGAAGAUGUAAAGGGAGACGAUGAAGCCAUGGGGUUGGAGAAGGAAGAAGGAGAAGAAGAGAAGGGAGGUGCCAAAAGCGACAAUAGGAAGCAAAACGAGAAGCUAUACGAUGUGGAGGGUAUGCUUAAUCCCAAAUUGAGAAGAGCCGAGAAAAAGAGGAGGAAAAAAGACAAGAACUCCGCGGAAAUGGAUUGCAACGAUUAUGAUUUCAAGGUGGAUUAUGUCAAGAGCAACUCCGCUAUGGAUGGUGUCAGCGAGAAUGUUGUCGCUGCUGAUUAUAGUAGCAGCACAAACAGAUUUGAGCUACCCUCUGGGGUUACACUGGAGAAUGAGUAGUGGGAGUUUUGCAUGGAAUCUGUCCUUUUUUUUCCAUUACCUAAGUAUGAAUGCAUAGGGACUUGGAGUUUUUGUUUAUUUAUACCCAUUGAUGUAUUGUUUUUUUUGUGUAGGCCUUGUGUCUUUGCCUUUUUAAUUGCUACUCCGGACUAUAAAGAAGGUCUUCAAGGACAGAUUUAAUGUUUUUUUUACUUCCAGAUAAACGCAGAAGUUAAGAAGAUAAUAGGUGGAUGUUUCUCCAUGUUUAUCAUGUUUAUGUGGGUCAAAAUUUAUUAUAAGCAAUUUUUAAUUUAAAAGUUAGUUGGUGAUAUGUUUUUCUGUAUUUAUAAGUUGUUUUAUAAGUUGGAAAAAAUAAAUAAAUAUUACCUAUUUAG